This is a messenger RNA of Gastrolobium bilobum, 630 nucleotides long. RefSeq lists its product as uncharacterized. NCBI's taxonomy places the organism in Eukaryota, Viridiplantae, Streptophyta, Magnoliopsida, Fabales, Fabaceae. The record is from RefSeq and is a predicted model, not a curated record. The coding region runs from base 1 to 630 and encodes 209 amino acids. The transcript has 2 exons.
AUGAUGAUUGCAGAGUAUGAAUUGAUUGAGGAGUUCAGGGAUUUGCGAAUUUCUGUGACACCAUUUGAGACUUCAUAUUUCAUGACUAUGGUCGAAGUCCGAAAUUCGUUAAUGGAAAAAGAUAAAGCGGCCCAAGUGUUUGAUGAAGGGAUCCAAAUGAUGAAAGAGCAAGUUUUUGUGUUCACCGAUGCUUCUCAUGUGAAAUACUAUAAGAUCGGUGUUGGACGUGCCUUGGGAGUGAGGAAGUUGAGUCCACGGUUCAUUGGGCCCUACUAUAUAAUAAAGAGGGUCAGACCGGUGGCGUAUCAACUUGCUCUACCUCCCAACUUGGCGAAUGUACAUGACGUCUUCCAUGUGAGUCAACUCCGCAGAUAUAUAUAUGAUGACUCACACAUUGUACAGCAUGAUGACAUAGAGGUUAAGAAGGACCUGAAGUUCGUUGUUGGACCUUCUAAGGUUCUUGCUCGAGAUGAGAAACAGCUUCGAAAUAGAGUUAUUCCCAUGAUCAAGAUUCAAUGGGAGGGAUUGACACCUGAGGACGCCACAUGGGAGAGGAAGGAUGAUAUUCUCCGGCGAUAUCCCGAGUUUGAUAUCAGGUAUCAUCCGAUUUUGAGGACAAAAUCUUUUUAA